This is a messenger RNA of Cercospora beticola, 582 nucleotides long. It is a transcript of the gene CTR3, whose product is annotated as high-affinity Cu transporter CTR3. Gene Ontology annotation, molecular function: copper ion transmembrane transporter activity. Gene Ontology annotation, cellular component: plasma membrane. Gene Ontology annotation, biological process: copper ion transmembrane transport. Lineage: Eukaryota; Fungi; Ascomycota; Dothideomycetes; Mycosphaerellales; Mycosphaerellaceae. The record is from RefSeq and is a predicted model, not a curated record.
AUGCCAACGUCGACGGCCGCGUCGAUGGAUGAUAUGGAUAUGGAUGCUGUGGAACUGGUAUACCAUCGACGCUUGCAAGUGCCUCUCCCGAGCAAUGACAAUAUCAGCCUAACGUUUGCAGGCUUUCUCUCGGAGUCCUGGCGCAUCACGUCCAAAGGCAUGUUCGCAGGCUCCUGCAUCGGGGUAAUCUUGUUGGUCAUGGUUCUCGAAGCUCUUCGUCGCGCUGCGAAGGAAUACGAUGCCUUCAUCGUGCGGAAGCGGAUGACCGCCGUGCAGCCAUCUACCGCGACCAGUUCUCAGCCCAGUGACAGCGACUCGAGCAAAAAUGCAAGUGCCACAGCGACAGCUAUGCCUUCGAGGCCACUCAGCUUCAGGCCAACAAUGGCCGAGCAGCUCAUCCGAGCCCUUUUGCACAUGCUCCAAUUCGCAGUGGCUUACUUCAUCAUGCUUCUAGCCAUGUACUACAAUGGCUACAUCAUCAUUUGCAUUUUCAUCGGCGCUUUCAUCGGCGCGUUCGUCUUCAAUUGGACCAAUAUUGGACUGGGAGGAGAGAAUCGCGAAAUCACGUUCUGUUGCGGAUGA